Penicillium macrosclerotiorum is the source of this 2499-nucleotide messenger RNA. RefSeq lists its product as uncharacterized. Lineage: Eukaryota; Fungi; Ascomycota; Eurotiomycetes; Eurotiales; Aspergillaceae. Gene Ontology annotation, biological process: signal transduction; activation of GTPase activity; regulation of fungal-type cell wall organization. Gene Ontology annotation, molecular function: GTPase activator activity. The record is from RefSeq and is a predicted model, not a curated record. Gene Ontology annotation, cellular component: cell cortex. The transcript is spliced from 4 exons. Bases 1 to 2499 code for a protein of 832 amino acids.
AUGGUGACCGGAAAGUCCCAGCCGGGUAUCGAUCCGGUGCAUCUCCCCGCGACCACCCCCGACCCGACCGGCGCCAACUCCCCACCCUCCAAACGAGACUUGGCCUCCUGGUGGAGGCAGUUCAAACGAAAUACGCGCAAAGAGGAAGUGAAAGAAGCCCCUCGUGGCAUCUUCGGCAUUCCGCUGAAUGUCAGCAUCAAAUACGCAAACGUGGCCAUCUCCCUCAACAACGAGCAUGGUGAAAGCCACAUUUAUGGAUACGUACCCAUCGUCGUCGCUAAGUGCGGCGUGUUCCUGAAAGACCGAGCCACCGAUGUGGAAGGCAUCUUCAGACUGAAUGGGUCAGCCAAACGGAUCAAAGAUCUUCAGGAGAUCUUUGAUUCGCCCGAAAGAUAUGGCAAAGGUCUGGACUGGUCGGGGUAUACGGUACACGAUGCCGCCAAUGUCCUGCGUCGGUACCUCAAUCAGCUCCCGGAGCCGAUCGUACCGUUGGAAUUUUAUGAGCGCUUUCGAGAACCACUGCGGAUCUACCAAAGGCAAGUCCAGGAAGACAAGCCGGAGGCGGACGCAGAGAAGUUCGAUCAUGCCAAGGCGGUCGAGACCUACCAGCGUCUCAUCGUGGAGCUUCCGCCCCUCAAUAAGCAGCUGCUUCUGUAUAUUCUGGACCUGCUCGCAGUGUUUGCGUCCAAGUCAGACCAGAACCGCAUGACAUCGGCCAACCUCUCCGCCAUUUUCCAACCCGGGAUGCUGUCUCACCCCCAACAUGACAUGUCGCCAGAGGAGUACAAGCUCAGCCAAGAUGUCUUGAUCUUUCUGAUCGAAAACCAGGACCAUUUCUUGGUUGGCAUGAGCGGGACCACUCCCGAUGAGCAGCAGCGAAAAGAGGUUGAGGCAGGCCCUCAGCCCCCUGCAAGCUCCAAGGAAGCUGAAGCGGGCCUUCAGUCACGGCCCUCCACCACGUCCAACGUUCGACGAUCCGUGUCGAACGCCAGCGCGAACAAUGAGGGUCAUCGCAAGAUUGAUAGUCUCCGUCGCAAUGUGUCGGUUUCAUCUCGCAAUUCCCGUAAUUCUCGUCACUCAAACAACGCACCCAGCCCCGGCACCCCUACAUCAGCCUCCGGUGGCGUCCAUCGAAGCAAUACCCUUCCCUCUAAGAUGGGCCCGGUCGUCGCAUCGGCUCGUUUCGUGCGCCCGGGUGAGACAGGCUCCGCCAACCCUUCGGGUCUCUCAGUAUCCCACCACAGCUCUCGGUCGGCGAGUCGCACACCGCCGUUGCGUGGAGAAGUCGAACCACGUAAGCCCAGUGCCGCCGUGUCCGAGGCAUCGACGGGAAGUGCCUUUGUGCACACGUCGACACACGGCCCCGUCCCGGUGGAGACGGCAGAGAAGCUCACCCGGCCUCCCCCCCCUCCCGAGGUUGUUACCCCGACCCGCGAGCGCAAACUCUCCAACUUCUUCACCAAGUCUCCGCCGCCCCCAGAGGCGGAGCAAAAGGAAUUACGCCAGCCAAAUCGUUUACGAAAGAAACGCAUUCCUGGCAGUGCCAGCAUCAGUGCCCAAAGCUCCACUAACUCACUUGAACCCACCUUGGAUUCUUCGGAGCCGAAGCGCGGGCGAACAUCAAUCGAGGUGGCUGUAGGGGAUAUUACACCCAAACCGCCAAACACGGCAACCUUGAGCUACCGCGAUGCUCCAUCUGAGUCCAACAUGGCUCUUGCCGAAGGCGCCUCGCACCCCAAUACCGAUAACUCCCUGAAACCGCAUCAGUCACGGACGCCAUCGAUGAACUCCCGAUCAUCCUUCACGGACCAAUCCGAUCUGGAUCAGCCAGAGGAUGCGAAUCGUUCAGAACGCCGAGAUAAUCGACGGAGCUGGCGCUUCCACCGCUCGUCCAAGCGCAACAGUGAACAAGUAGGACUAGGACUUGCAUCUCCUCCUUUGAUGGCUACACAUCCUGGUGCUGAGCAGAGCACUAGCUCUAUUGGUAGCGGACACAACCUUAGUAAUGACCCCGCCAGUCAGCCCCUUAGUCUGGAUGCCGAGAUCCAACCCGGCUCCAGCUCUAAUGCUGAGCCUGAAAAGAGGAGUCUAUUUGGAAAAUUCAAGGCCAAGGUGGCUCAAGUCCGUGAUGGGGUUAAAGACGAUCGCGAACGCGCGAAGAGUCCGACGCAGUCCGACACUGACCCUGUUGCCUCUACCCAGCCACUAUCACCUGUGGCUGCCGCCCAGGCGAAUGGGAACCCUUCCAUUGACGUUCCCUCGCCGGAACAGUCUAAGGAGGAGCCUGCCCGGUCACCGGUUUCUCCAUUGCCAGGCGCAGGUCUCCCUCCCUCCAUUCCCGAAGAACCCAACAGUCCGGAGGCCCUCUCUACCGCGGCUGUUCGAAAAUCCCAGAACGAGGGACUCGCGGAGAACGUUCCCUCGUCCAAGGAAGAGGCGCCAAUUGUUGCAGAGCAGCCCAGAGAAUCAGUCCCUGCCGAUAAAGAUACAUCAGCAUAA